Molecule: messenger RNA, 1182 nt
Organism: Miniopterus natalensis
Lineage: Eukaryota; Metazoa; Chordata; Mammalia; Chiroptera; Miniopteridae
Gene: CHMP4C
Product: charged multivesicular body protein 4C
Biological process (GO): vesicle budding from membrane; late endosome to vacuole transport via multivesicular body sorting pathway
Cellular component (GO): multivesicular body; ESCRT III complex; cytoplasmic side of plasma membrane
Source: RefSeq, a predicted model, not a curated record
AUGAGCAAGUUGGGCAAGUUCUUUAAACGGGGGGGCUCUGCUAAGAGCCGCGCGGCCCCCACUCCCCAGGAGGCCCUGGCCCGACUUCGGGAGACGGAGGAGAUGCUGGGCAAGAAGCAGGAGUACCUGGAAAACCGCAUCCACAGAGAGCUCAGCCUGGCCAAGAAGCACGGCACGCACAACAAGCGAGCUGCGUUGCAGGCACUAAAGAGAAAGAAGAGGUUUGAGAAGCAGCUCACGCAGAUCGACGGCACCCUGUCCACCAUCGAGUUCCAGCGGGAGGCCCUGGAGAACUCGCACACCAACGCCGAGGUGCUCAGGAACAUGGGCCUGGCGGCCCGGGCCAUGAGGGCGGUCCACGAGAACAUGGACCUGAACAAAAUAGAUGAUUUGAUGCAAGAAAUCACAGAGCAACAGGAUGUCGCCCAAGAAAUCUCAGAAGCCUUUUCUCAGCGGGUUGGAUUUGGCGAUGACUUUGAUGAGGAUGAGCUGAUGGCAGAGCUGGAAGAGCUGGAGCAGGAAGAAUUAAAUAAGAAGAUGACAGAUGUCCGACUUCCAAGUGUGCCUCCCUCCUCCCUCCCGGCACAGCCAGACAGGCCAUCAGGUAGAGUGCCGGGCACCUCGUCCACGGUGCAGAGGACCCGAGCAGCAUCUUCCAGGAGGGCUGAAGAAGACGACGACAUCAAACAGUUGGCAGCUUGGGCGACUUAAAUUAAAACAAAACUUUCUUCACACCUAAAUCAAUGAGCUGUACAUAGGACAUAAAAAAAUAUUUUUGCCAAGUUCAGAAGUUAACAGAGACCCUGUUUUAUAUUUAUACUGGAUGAGUAAUUGUCUUUUCAGCCUCCUAAGUAAAAGUUAAGGAAAGGAGUCACGUCAGACAGAAGCAGGGGGGGAAAGGGGCUUCCAGGUGGCAUCUAGGGAGACCCCCCUGCAUGACAGGGGGGCCUCUGCCUUGCUCCCCACUUAACCCCAGUCCUGAGACAUAGCCAGUGCUCCCUCUGUAUUUGUUAACAGGAAACAGAAGUUUGUUCAUGUAUAAAGCAUAUAACCGUUUAUAAGCCAUUGAAGAGCGAUGCGUCUACCAUAGCUGGGGAGAGUGACUUUCUGUUCUGUGCAAAUGCACAUGUGUGUGUCCAUGUCACCAACGGUUGGGCCCACGGGAGAUGGAAAUGCACCGUC